CCGGCCAGUGCUUGGUGACGUCCGCUUUUCUGAACGUGACUACCUCAAACCGGUGUCCGUGGGGGUUCUUCAGGACCUGUACGUGGAUCCUUCGGCCGCUGACCUGGAGAGCGCCAGCGGGCUGGGAACAAAGUUGAUGUCCGUUCCGAAGGCCAGCUCGUGUCCGCACGUCCUGCACAGUAUCAGCGUGUCGGUGCUGGCGCCGGCGGGGACGCACGACUCCGCGGCCCGGUGUAACAAAACAAACGACAGCACAAAGCCCGGCAGCUGCUUCCAGAACAUCCGCGGACCCGUCACACGCCUCAUCGCUGCGCCGCUGCCUCGAGGCGCACGCGAGAGGCUAAUCAUGCAUUAGCUACUUAGCUUUAUCGUGUAAUUUUAUUUCUUUUCUAGCAGAAUUAAUUUACCUGAGUAAGGUUGUUGCGUGUUGAUGUAGGUUAUAAAAUAUUUAUCUUAAUCUGAAAAUGACGACUUUUAAUGCAAGCGUCAUAAUACUGUGAUUGGUGAACUUCACAAUCGGCUAGCUUGCAUUAGCAUUAGCUCGCAGCACGGAAGUGGUAUUAAAAACAGGAAAUUCAGUUAUAGCGUGCGCAAGUGUACUACAAAGAGCGGUUUUUAAAAUACUGUUUUUUCACUUUUGUAGAUAUGUAAGUUAUAUAUAUUCUACAUUUGAGCUUGACAAUUUAGUUUUAAGUGGUAGGGCCUUUUAUGGAAAAAAUUGAUGCCAAUUUUAUAAACAAUGACCUUAUUGAUUCUUGAGUUUUUGUAUGAUGGUUACAUUGCAACAAUAAUAUUUUUACUAACUACUGCAUUUGUAUAAAAAAAUAAUUCAUUUAAUACAUUCCAAGCUGGACAAACUCGUUAAAACAAUGUCUUUAUUUCGUCUUAUUUGAGGCCAAAAGUGUUAUACGUGUGCUACAUUCAAAUUCCUUUCGUAAAAUUGAAAUCACGACCGAUAAUCUGAUCGCACAAAGGGCAAGUAAAAUCUAGAAAAUUGUUCCACCAAAGAUUUAUCAGAGCAAUUUAGCUAGUUCUACUUACUUUGAUUAUAUUUAUACGUUUUCGCGCAUUACUGCGCAGCUAAAAUGUGUUUCAAUGAAACAAAAAUGACUCGAAACGAAUAACUCGUUUUCUCUGUUGCGUUUUUGAACGCAACAUUUUUCGUCACCCCGGGCAACGCUUACUGAAAACUAAUCCACCAAUCACAAAGCGGGUUCUUGCAAACCAGCCAAUCGGGCGGCUUUGUUUUGUGAAUCCUAACAAAUCGGAAAUUAGUCUCCGAGUUCAUAAAACCUGACCUAAAACUUAGCGGAAUACAUUUUACUUCGUUGUUUUUCGGUUGCUGCGCGUGAUCUAGAUGUGUUUGUAGCUUUGUAGAAGAAUGAAAACCCGAGAUUCACUGCCGCCACCGGUUCACGUCCACGUAACGGAGACUACACCGGUCCAUGUUCACAUGAGGAGGAGUCCCAGCAGAACUUUACAGGCAAAAGACCCUCUGGUGAAAGGAGAUGCAGGGAGGCUGAAGACCCGGACGCCUUGGAUCCCUCCAGGAAUUCUGUCCUGCAGAAGAAGCCUGGGAUCUGACAAGUCUCAGACCGGCCUAAUGCAGCAUCGAUCAGACGGUGGGACCAGACAUCAGCGGGAUGCAGAGGAGCAGGAAGAAGAGCUGGACGGAGUAUCUAAAAACCUCAGUGCUCUGCUCAGGGAGCAAGAAAACCUUCGUUGUUCAAAAAGGUCAGACUCAGGUCAGCACAGAGACACAGACGAGCUCCUCAGGGCGCUUGUGGAAGCAGAAAUCGAUGGUGUCGCCGUAGCCAAUCAGCUGACGGCUCUGAAGGGAACCGUCGACAUCCUCGCCAAGGAGAAACGUCUGUCGAAGCUGCACUCGGCCUCGUUGGGACGGCAGCAGCAGCUGCUGCUGGAGAAGAUAGAGAUGUUCGAUAACACCAAUCACAGCCUGCGGGACCUCCUCAGGGAGUGGAGCGAGCACGAGAGAGAAUGGUUGGUGUGGUCGGCAGAGAGAGAUGCUCUGAAGCAGAGGCUGGCUGACAGUGAAGCAGAAAACACUAGACUUUUUGACAAACUCAGCAGCAAAGAGAAAGAAGUCUCCAAGCUUGCUGAACACUUGGAUUUGGAAAAAGACACGGUGAAGACGACAGAAGAGCUUUCCAGAAUCCUGGAGUCGACUCGGAGCCAUCUGGAGUUGCAGCUGAGCCGAGUGGAGGCUGAGAAGGCCCGUCUGGCUGCUCAGAUUCAGAGGAUGCAGCAGAGCCACGAGCAGAAGCAGGAAGAGCUCCGGGCUCUGCAGGAGGAGCUGCGCACUCUGAGGCAGCAGAAGGAGGACGGGGAGCAGGAAGAGGAGCGGCAGAGGAUGGUUCUGGUCCGGCAGCGAGCCGAGCGGGCCGAGGAGUGCUGCAGGCAGCUGUCAGAGAAACUGCAGGAGAAGGAGUCGCAGCUGUCCGCAGCUCUGUCCACCUCCAGCGACUGGUGUCUCCGUCACUCGAAAGAAGCAGCUGCUCGAGGACAACUGGAGGCGGAGGUCUCUGUUCUCAAACCGAGGAUCACUGAGCUGAACUCGAAGCUUCGAUCGGCGGAGGAGAGGAGUCGGACGCAGAGGGAGGAGCUGAGAGAUCAGCUGCAUCACCUCAGCGAUGAGAAUGCCGCCAUCAAGCUGGAAAACCAAAAACUCAAGAGCGAGCUGACGUCGUCUGAGGAGAAGUUCCGAGGACUUCACGCUGAAGCUCGUCACCUGAAAUCCUCAAUCAGGAAGUCUGAAAACCUGCUGGAGAAGUACAAGAAGAAGGUGCAGCAGGCUCGCUCAGAAUCAGACGAGUGCGGCCUGAAGCUGGAGGCGACGCAGAAGGAGGCGCGGAGGUUGAGGGCGAGCAUGGAGGAGGAGAAGGAGCAGGUGAGACGGGAGCUGUCGACCCGACUCAGAGAGCUGGAGGCGCUGCCGGACCGACUGAGGAGGACCGAGCAGCUGCUCCGAGAUGCCCGGCAGGAGGCCGACGCCCACCAGAGGAGACACCUGGAGAAUGGCGCCGCUCUGUCGGAGCUCAGGCACAAGGUGGAGCAGCAAGGUGCUCAGCUGGAAACAUUUCAGCAGAGGAACCUGCUGCUGCAGGAAGAAAACAACGUCUUGAUGGAGAAAAUCAACAACUUGGAGAGGAAGCUGGAGGACGUAAGUUUAGAAAACAAAGAACUGUCCCAGACCCUGACCUCCAAGGAAGGAAGCGUCCGCAGCCUUCAGCAGCAGCUGGAGGAGAAAACGGCAGAGUGCAGCGUCCUGUCCCGACAGCUGAAGCAAACUCUGGACGACGCUCAGAGACAGGUGGACGACAGCAUUCACAGGGUUCUGGUCAAAGAGAGGACGUCGCAGUCCAAAGCUUUAGAGCUGCAGAGCCAGCUGAGCCGGGCCAAAACAGAACUGAGUCAACUGCAGAGGAACAAGGACGAGAUGGAGCGUCGGUUUCAGACUCAGCUGCAGAACCUGAAGCAGAGACUGGAGCAGUCCGAUUCUACAAACCGCAGCCUCCAGAACUACGUUCAGUUCCUCAAAUCCUCUUACGGAAACGUUUUUGGUGAAUCUUUUCUCACAAGCUGACUGGCUUUAAGUCACCGCAGUAGAUGAAGGCUUUGACUUGAGAUAAAAAAAAGUACAAAAUUCAAUCAAAUGUUUUGAUUCCCUGAAAUUAAUUUUUACUGUUUUGUAUAAAAAAACUAAAACAACUCAUGCCAUAAUCUUUGAUGCAGUUUUUUAAAGAUUAUAUUAAAGGAUUAACAAUGAAAUAAUUAUUAAAUGAGCUGAAUGUUUGAAUACUUUUUAGCAAAUAUAAGGUGCUAAAUGUAAAUGGCAAAUAGACUGAAUUCAUUCACCUGAGCUAAACAA
This is a messenger RNA of Austrofundulus limnaeus, 3889 nucleotides long. RefSeq names its product outer dense fiber of sperm tails 2b (gene odf2b). Gene Ontology annotation, cellular component: centrosome. Bases 1382 to 3604 code for a protein of 740 amino acids. The transcript is spliced from 17 exons. Gene Ontology annotation, biological process: regulation of cilium assembly. NCBI's taxonomy places the organism in Eukaryota, Metazoa, Chordata, Actinopteri, Cyprinodontiformes, Rivulidae. The record is from RefSeq and is a predicted model, not a curated record.